This is a messenger RNA of Pleurotus ostreatus (oyster mushroom), 348 nucleotides long. RefSeq names its product 60S ribosomal protein L30 (gene RPL30). The transcript has 3 exons. Gene Ontology annotation, molecular function: structural constituent of ribosome; RNA binding. Gene Ontology annotation, cellular component: cytosolic large ribosomal subunit. Lineage: Eukaryota; Fungi; Basidiomycota; Agaricomycetes; Agaricales; Pleurotaceae. The record is from RefSeq and is a predicted model, not a curated record. The coding region runs from base 1 to 348 and encodes 115 amino acids.
AUGGCCCCCACCAAGAAGUCCAAGGCCGCAAAGUCCAGCGAGUCUAUCGCCGCCCGUCUUGCCCUUGUCGUGAAAUCGGGCAAAUACAGCCUGGGGUACAAAUCCGCGCUCAAGCAAAUGCGCAACGGCAAAGCCAAACUCAUUCUCAUUGCCGCUAACUGCCCCCCUCUGCGCAAAUCUGAAAUCGAAUAUUAUGCCAUGCUUUCAAAAACGACUGUGCACCACUUCUCGGGCACCAAUGUCGCGCUUGGCACUGCUGCCGGAAAGCUCUUCCGUGUCGGUGUUAUGACCAUCACGGACCCAGGAGACUCAGAUCUCCUCAACUUCGCUGGUGGGGAGGCCGCUUAG